Molecule: messenger RNA, 1770 nt
Organism: Orycteropus afer afer
Lineage: Eukaryota; Metazoa; Chordata; Mammalia; Tubulidentata; Orycteropodidae
Gene: TAF5L
Product: TATA-box binding protein associated factor 5 like
Exons: 4
Coding region: 1-1770 (589 amino acids)
Biological process (GO): regulation of DNA-templated transcription
Cellular component (GO): nuclear protein-containing complex; histone acetyltransferase complex
Molecular function (GO): transcription coactivator activity; protein binding
Source: RefSeq, a predicted model, not a curated record
AUGAAACGAGUACGUACAGAGCAGAUUCAGAUGGCAGUGUCCUGCUACCUCAAACGCCGACAAUACGUGGAUUCAGAAGGUCCCCUAAAACAAGGAUUGCGACUGUCACAGACUGCUGAAGAGAUGGCAGCUAAUCUCACAGUCCAAUCAGAAUCUGGUUGUGCCAACAUUGUGUCUGCAGCCCCUUGCCAGGCAGAACCCCAACAAUAUGAAGUACAGUUUGGACGACUACGGAAUUUUCUCACUGAUUCUGAUUCCCAGCACAGCCACGAAGUGAUGCCUCUCCUCUAUCCUCUCUUUGUCUACCUCCAUCUCAGCCUGGUCCAGAACAGUCCGAAGAGCACAGUGGAAAGUUUUUAUAGCCGCUUCCAUGGAAUGUUUUUACAGAACGCUAGCCAGAAGGAUGUCAUUGAGCAGCUACAGACCACUCAAACCAUCCAGGACAUCCUGUCUAACUUCACGCUUCGUGCAUUCCUAGAUAACAAGUAUGUGAUCCGUCUCCAAGAAGACAGCUACAACUACCUUAUCCGCUACCUCCAAAGUGACAACAAUACUGCCCUGUGCAAAAUCCUCUCCUUGCAUAUUCAUCUUGAUGUGCAGCCCACCAAGAGAACAGACUACCAACUCUAUGCCAGUGGCAGCUCCUCACGUAGUGAGAGCAGCGGCUUAGAGCCCACUGACAUGCCCACCCCUAUUCUGCAGAAUGAGGCUGCCCUGGAGAUCUUACAGGAGAGCAUUAAGCGAGUCAAGGAUGGGCCUCCUUCACUUACCACCAUCUGUUUCUAUGCCUUCUAUAAUACAGAGCAGCUGCUGAACACUGCAGAAAUUUCCCCAGAUAGUAAGCUGCUUGCUGCUGGGUUUGACAACUCCUGUGUAAAACUUUGGAGUUUACGAUCCAAGAAAUUAAAGUCCGAGCCUCACCAAGUAGACGUGUCCCGCAUCCACUUGGCUUGUGAUAUUCUCGAGGAAGAGGAUGAUGAGGAUGAUGGCACAGGCACAGAAAUGAAGAUACUGCGAGGACAUUGUGGGCCUGUAUACAGAACAAAAUUCCUGUCAGACAGCUCAGGGUUACUCUCUUGUUCUGAAGACAUGUCCAUUAGAUAUUGGGACCUUGGAAGUUUCACCAACACUGUGUUGUACCAAGGACAUGCCUACCCUGUAUGGGACUUGGACAUUAGCCCCUAUAGUCUGUACUUUGCCAGUGGCUCCCACGACCGCACUGCAAGGCUGUGGUCAUUUGACCGGACUUACCCACUGAGAAUAUAUGCAGGGCACCUGGCAGAUGUGGAUUGUGUCAGAUUCCACCCUAAUUCUAACUACUUAGCCACUGGUUCAACUGACAAGACCGUUCGGCUGUGGAGUGCUCAACAGGGGAACUCUGUGAGGCUCUUCACAGGCCACCGAGGUCCUGUGCUUUCUCUUGCAUUUUCUCCCAACGGUAAGUACUUGGCAUCUGCUGGCGAGGACCAGAGGUUGAAGCUCUGGGACUUGGCAUCUGGAACCCUUUAUAAAGAGUUGAGAGGCCACACGGACAACAUCACUAGCCUUACAUUCAGCCCGGACAGCAGCUUGAUUGCCUCUGCCUCCAUGGACAACUCUGUUCGUGUUUGGGACAUCAGGAACACUUACUGCAGUGCUCCUGCUGAUGGCUCCUCCAGUGAACUUGUGGGUGUAUACACCGGGCAGAUGAGUAAUGUGCUGAGUGUACAGUUUAUGGCCUGUAACCUUCUUUUAGUGACGGGGAUUACACAAGAAAAUCAGGAACAUUAA